CACGAGGGUUUGACAAUCUCAGUUUGCGAUCAUCACCAACUCGUGGAGCAUCAAUUCAAUCGGCUAUCUAAUCGUCACUGUGCUCCCAGUGUUUCAAAAAAAUCCACAAAUUCCAUUGCCCGAGUGAUUUGUCACUGUGAUUGUUGUGACUGUUAACCGUAAAUUUUGAUAAUCGAAAAAACAACUCACCAACAUGUCCUACGUCAACAUCGUCAUCAUCUCCCUGAUCGUGAUGUCUGCAUCAGGAGCUCCAACAUCGUCAGUGAGAAAGGCAGGAUCAGUGGAUCCAUUUUGGCAUUUGCCGUGCGGUGAAGUCAUCGAUACGGGCAUCAUUUUGUCGGGAAAUAUUGUGGAGGAACUUAAGUCCAAUCUGCUGAGUAUUAAACUCCAGCAUCAACUUACCCUGAAUGACUACCUCAGUCGUGACUAUGAGUUUCUGUACGAACGCGUGAGAAUUGGCGUUCACGAGCAUCAGUACAUUCCGAAUUGGGUGCCAGGGAAGAGGGAUGUCAACGUCAUAAGGAAAUUAGCUGGGAAAGAGCCACAAACUAUCGUCAAUCAUCUGCCGAAAUUUCAUCUGGAUCUCCAGAAGUUUGCGGUGGCCAUUGAAGAGCUUAUCGACGACGAGCCGACGGAGAAGAUCAUGGAGGCCCUCAAGAGUACUCAGUCCUACCUCCAGAUGAUGUUGUGCGAGGUCGAGAGCAACAUCGGUUACCUGCCAGGUGUCAAUUUGCCCGAGAGAGUCCCCAGGAGCAUCAUGACGACAGUCGAGAGGGCGCCCGUCGACGAAACCAGGAGAUUAAUCCGGGACUGGGGCAUCCUCAUCAAGUACAAGGAUUAUCUUCACGCCUGGAAGCACGUCUUCGACUACUGAGGAAAGUUUGACUCAAAAUUUUCCGGAGCGCUCUCUGUCAAGCUCUCUAUGGCACGCUACCCAGCGCAUAACAGAACAGUUCGACCGUACAGUAUUUAUAGAUUGGAUAUCGAUGACAUCUUGACAGUAGGAGAAUUUUUUAAAUAGUUGUUUCGAUGCCAGUGACGGUCGGUGAACGCAUCGGUAAAAAAUGAAGUGAGAUGACUUCGGUGCAUUGACGCAAAUUGAUUUAGCAUACGGGAGGAUAAUGAGUUUACAUAGGGAUUAGGAGGUAUGUGUACACGGUGGAGGUGUGAGGAAAGUGUCUUAAUCGGUUUGUGACGGGUGUCAUUGAGACUGUCUUAAGGUUUGAGAAAAUUUGUUUUGUCCUAAAUUUUAGGAUCAUUGAGGUUUUGAUAUAAGGUCUUAUUUUUUUUACAAUUUCAUUGGGCAUUUUAAAUUGUAGAUUGUAAAUGUUUAAGCUUGACUUAAGACUUGGUAAUCGUGGCUCAAAAUUUUCAAAAACGCUCAUAAAAGUUGAUCAAGUCCUGCGAUAAUUGAAGGAAAUAUCAUAUAGAUUGGCGAUAAUAUUUUUAAACAAUUGGGUGAAUGUCUUAAAUGUCUACGUUGUCUUAAAAUUUUAGGAGUAGAAUUUAAAAUGCUGUUCCUUCAGAUUUUGAAAGGUCUGCAUAAUUUAAAACCAUGUCUUAAGAUCUUAAGACGUUUUAAUUAUUUGUCCGCCAUGUCUUAAGAUUUUGAGACGUCUUAAUAAUUUAGUAUCAUGUCUUAAAAUUUUAAAGCAUCCCUAACAAUUCAAUUUCAUGCAUUAACAUCUUAUGGCAUCAGAAUAAUUUAAGGCGAUGUCAUCUUAAUAAUUGACUAUCAUGUCUUAAUAUUUUAAGGCAUCUUAAUAAUUCAAUGCCAUGUCCUAAGAUCUUACGACACCAGAAUACCGUAAGGCAAUGCUUUAACAUUUUAAGGCGUCUUAAUAAUUCAAUGCCAUGUCCUAGGAUCUUAAGACGUCUUAAUAAUUUAAGACCACGUCUUAAAAAAUUAUUUGACGAAAAAAUGUACCCAGUCAUUCCACCCAGACGAGGUGUUAGUAUUACCAGUGCAUAUCACAAUAUUUUCCUGGAAUGCAAAAAGUUCAAGUCAUUCACAAUGACAGAUAAUUUUAGCGCAUCUACCCAGGGAAUACCAUACCAUUCGUAAUCUUUAUUACGGACUCAUUCAAAGGUAUUUGAACAAACUGACUGAUACUAUACAACGUAGAGUAUCUAAUGGCACCCGAUAGGUAACGCAAAUGUGUUAUUAGGUGAUAUACUGACAGCAAUCGAUGAAUUUAUUUUUUUUGCAUUUAGAAACAAUUCUAUUUAUUCGAACAAUAGAUUGUUCUAUUUAUUCGCAACUAAGUAUUUAACAAAUAUUUAUUGACCAAUUAGUAGAUUACGUGAUCGACGAUUUGAUCUUUAAGUUCAAAGACCUCUGAAAUGUGCCUUAAACUAAUGAUCAAUUAGUUCAUAAUAUUUAUCCAGUGAUUUUAUAUUUAUCCUGGAAAUUGGUUAAGACAAUACCAUUAGGGUCAUGCAGUAUUAAUUAAUAGUACGUCUUAAUUUAUUGCGAUGUAGUGAAUAGUUAUUUAUUGCUUUUGA
Molecule: messenger RNA, 2505 nt
Organism: Diachasmimorpha longicaudata
Lineage: Eukaryota; Metazoa; Arthropoda; Insecta; Hymenoptera; Braconidae
Exons: 2
Coding region: 194-874 (226 amino acids)
Source: RefSeq, a predicted model, not a curated record